Molecule: messenger RNA, 4116 nt
Organism: Bipolaris victoriae FI3
Lineage: Eukaryota; Fungi; Ascomycota; Dothideomycetes; Pleosporales; Pleosporaceae
Exons: 4
Coding region: 1-4116 (1371 amino acids)
Biological process (GO): transcription elongation by RNA polymerase II; positive regulation of transcription elongation by RNA polymerase II; nucleosome organization
Cellular component (GO): transcription elongation factor complex
Molecular function (GO): nucleosome binding; DNA binding; histone binding
Source: RefSeq, a predicted model, not a curated record
AUGUCUGAAUUCUUUGACACAAUCGCCGACGUCGGCAGCGACGAGGAGGAGGAUGAGGACUUUGAUGGCGAGACUGGCGAAGGCUUCAUCGCCGAUGACGACGACGAAGAGGAGGAGGAAGUGGCAGAGCGCCGGCGCCGGCGCAAGAAGAAGAGAAAGAACCGCGAGGCCGAAGAGGCUCUCGACGACGAAGAUCUUGACCUGAUCGGCGUCGAGGUAGAACGCCCGGCCGAAGAACAGCGCCUCAAGCGUGGUCACAAGGAGCGCGUCAAGUCCCGGGGUGUCGACGACAUCUUUUCCGACGACGAAGUCAACGAAGACUACGAUGAGCCGCGGGCCCGGUUGGGCGACGAGUUUGACGACUUCAUUGAGGACGACAAGUUUGAAGACGAAAUCGAAGAUGACCGCGACGUCACACAACCAGGCAUAAAUCUAAUCACCAAGGGGCUGCAAGCUGCUGGACUCGAUGAGGGUGCCGAGGAAGACUACAGAGCUGCAUUUGGUGAUGGCACAGAUUACGACUGGGCGUUGGAAAUGCAAGAGGCCGAAGAGGACGAGCAAGCCGGCGAUGGCCGCGAACUGCAACUCAAGGACGUCUUCGAACCAUCACAACUGCAGGAGCGUAUGUUGACGGAUGAAGACAACAUCAUCCGCGAAACCGAUAUUCCUGAGCGCCUGCAAUUAGCCCGAAAGCCCUUCAAAGAGAUUGAGCUCACACCGGAGGACAUGCAGGCACGUCUGACCGAGGAGGCAACCUGGAUCAGUAAUAUGCUGUGGCCCAAGAAGGGUCUUCCAAGAUACUUUUUGCAGCCUUUUGAGAAGGCUGUGCGAAAGGUUCUCGAGUUUAUCAACCUGGAAGAUUAUGAAGUUCCCUUCAUCUUCAACCACCGAAAAGACUACCUCAUUCAUGCGCCGAGCGACAAUGAUUUUGAUGAUAUAGACAAUCCGCCACCUAUGGAUGCUCGGCCAGAGCGUCUGCUCAACCAGGCCGACUUGUGGGAGGUAUUUGAUUUCGACCUCAAGUUCAGGGCUUUUGCUGAAAAGCGUGAUGCUCUCAGGCAGAACUACGAGAACCUGAAGAGCGUCUAUCCUGAAAUUAACGACACUGAGAUUGACGAGUUGUCUUCCAGGGCCAUUACCAUUGAAGAAAUCCAAGAGCUCCAAGACUACCUGCAUUACCGAUACUCUCAGGAAAUCAACGAGGUUCGACAAGAAGUCAACGGAACACAGAAGCGUGCCAACAACGCCCGAAGCUUCUUCGACAAGCUGCGAAGCAGCAAGGCUAAUCAACUCGUUAAGGCAAUUGGCAUCACACCCGAAGACUUUGCGAAGAAGGUUGAUGGAACGAGCAGAGGCGCGUAUACCAUUGAAGACCCUCCAUACAAGGUCGAGGAGCUCGCCGAUCAGCUUGCCGAAGCUCCGGAAACGGGCGCUACCCUUUUGAGGUCCACAAAACUACUGUUUGUCCAAGAUCUACAAAUGUGCUCGCGGUUGCGCCGAUACUUGCGUGGCAGCUUCUACCAGAAUGCCGAAAUUGACUGCAUUCGCACUGACAAGGGCAUGCGGAAGAUCACCGAGGAUCAUCCCUACUACGAGUUUAAGUAUCUCCGCAGAGUCACCUUUUCGGAUCUUCAGGGUCGCCCAGAUCUGUUUUUGAAGAUGCUCAAGGCUGAAUCUGAAGGCCUUGUGCAAGUCAAGAUUUCCAUGGGCAACUACGCACAAUUCAAGGCUCGUUUGCAAGAGAAGAUCGUCUCUGACGGUGUCAGUGAGGUUUCUGAUACGUGGAAUGCUCUCCGUAAGGAGCUGCUCAACGUCGCACUUGACAAGCUUCAGACCGUCAUUGCAAACGGUGUCAAGGAGACUCUGCGUGCCAGAUGUGAGGAUGAGCUUGCGGCUUCAGCGAGAGAAAACUACUACAACAAACUUGAUCAGGCACCCUACAAGUUGAAGAGCGCCCCUCUUGGCUCAAUUCCAAAUGUCCUCUGCUUGUCCAACGGCAAGGGUCAGCGUGGAGACGCCAUCAUGUGGGCUUAUGUGGAGAACGACGGUCGUGUCCUAGAGCAGGGUCGACUAGUCGAGAUGCGCCUGGGCAAUGCUGAACGUGGUAUCCCCGAAGGACAAGAUAUCGAAAAGUUGGUUGAUGUUAUCCAGCGUCGACGCCCAGAUGUCAUUGGUGUCAGUGGCUUCUCGGUUGAGACUCGCAAGCUGUACAAGGACAUUCAGGAAAUCAUCAGUCAACGAAACCUGACUGGCCCUGCGUACGAGGAUGAGGAUACUGGUGAAGAGAGAAACGAGCCUCUGGAGGUCAUCAUGGUCAACGACGAAGUUGCUCGUUUGUACCACACCAGUGCCAGGGCGGCUGCAGAGUUCCCCAAGUACCCUGCGCUCACAAGGUACUGCAUUGCCCUGGGAAGAUAUCUGCAAAACCCACUCGCCGAGUACGCAUCGCUCGGCCGCGACAUUGUUUCUAUUCCUUUCAUUCCGAACCAGACUUUGAUACCCCAGGAGAAGCUUUUGGACCGACUAGACACUGCCAUGGUCGACAUGGUCAACCUCGUUGGUAUCGACUUGCCAGAGACUUAUGACGACAAGUACCUUUCGAAACUAAUACCAUAUGUGUGCGGUUUGGGACCUCGUAAGGCCGACAGGCUGAUCAAGGCUAUCCAAGCCAACAGCGACGAGAUUCUUUCACGAUUCGAUCUUCUCGGUGUAUCCGAGUCGCGCGACCUCAAGGCGGCUAUGGGCCCCAAGGUCUUCCAAAAUUGUGCCAGUUUCUUGUAUAUUCCUUACGACCCGACUGAAGAGUCAUCUGAUUACCUAGACUACACACGUGUACAUCCUGAGGACUACGAUCUGGCACGGAAGAUGGUCGCUGAUGCACUGAACAUGGACGAGGAGGAUGUCAAGGCAGAGACUGACGAGGGUGGUCCUAGUGCCGUUGUCAGAAAGAUGGUACGGGAAGAGACUACUGACUUAGUCAACGACCUGGCUCUGGAAGACUAUGCCGCCGAGAUUGAAAGGAAUUUCGGACAGCGCAAGCGUGCCACUCUUGAGACGAUCCGAGCCGAACUGGACAACCCUUACGAGGAGAUUCGACAAAUCUUUGCGCUACUGUCUGGUGAUGAGAUGUUCACCAUGCUGACUGGUGAGACAAAGGAGUCUCUCUAUGAAGGCAUGGUUGUUCCCGUUACCAUCAAGCGAACAUUCCCCGACCACAUUGAAGUCAAACUCGAGUGUGGAAUUGAAGGUGGCGUGUCGGAAUCAGAGUUCCCAGAGGGCGUUGGCAGUGGCGGACAGGAGCCUCGUCACGUCUACUCAAGUCACCAGAUUGUGCGCGCGCGUAUUGUCUAUCUCAACCGUAAAGCCCUUACUGCACAGUUGUCGCUUCGAGAUGAUCUCAUCCGACAACCGCAAAAGAAGCCUUACGACCGUGCAGCUGGUGAGUGGGACGAAGCACAAGAGAUGCAGGACAAGAAGGCGGCCGAGAAGGAAAAGGAGGUUGCAUCUGGCCGACCCAACCGUGUCGUCAACCACCCUCUCUUCUUCUCUUUCAACACAGUCCAAGCGGAAGAGUACCUCGGUGGCAAGGAAACGGGCGAUCUCGUCAUCCGGCCGUCGUCCAAGGGGUUCGACCAUUUGGUCGUAACAUGGAAGGUCUCCAACAACGCCUAUCAACAUCUCGACGUACUGGAAAUGAACAAGGCCAACCAAUUCUCACUCGGCAAGCAGCUCAAGAUUGGAAAGCACACGUAUUCGGAUCUCGACGAGUUGAUUGUCAAUCACGUCGAGGCCAUGGCUCGCAAGGUCACGGAGCUCACCCGAGACGAGCGAUUCCAGCCAGGUACUCGGGAGGAUACCGAAAAAUGGCUAGAAAACUACUGCGAAGCCAACCCGUCUCGCUCAAUGUACGCGUUUUGCAGCAUGCCCAAGUACCCCGGUCACUUCUGGAUCUGCUUCCAGAUGAGCGCCAAGGGGCCUAAAGGUGCAUGGGGCAUUAAAGUGGUACCGAAUGCGUUUGAGUUGCAGAAGCAUGUGUAUCCUGAUAUGGUUGCGCUGAAGAAUGGGUUCAAGAUGUUGGUUAGUGCUGCGGCGAGUAAGGGGCCUGUGAGGAGGUAG